CUUCGAUAUCUGGCAUUUGAUACUCCCAUACUUCCGGAGACCUACCGCUCCUUCACGAAGUCAACAAGCCCUGGAUGGCCUAAUUCUCCGCCUUUGAUUCUCAGUUAUCGAAAGCGCAAAGAGAAGAGCGACAUAGCACGAUGUUCACCCCAGUGAAUACGUCCCUCGGGGCUCUACUGCUCUUCCAGGGCUCGUCCGGUCUCCUCUUCCAUAAUGGAAAGAUCUUUGGCAUCUCCUCUCUCCUGACCGGCUGUAUCUUCCAACCUGGUGCAGACAACCUUCCCAUCAUCGCUGGAUUGCUAUCCAGCUGGGUUCCCGUCUACUUCUUGGCGCCGUCCUUGAUACCCUCAUACCCGUCGGUGGUGUUGGAUUCGUUGAGAUCGGUAGCGGGAACUCUAGGAUUGGGAUUCUUGGUUGGCUGGGGCACGAAGAAUGGUCGUGGCUGCACGUCCGGCCACAUGCUCUGUGGUCUAUCUAGACUCUCUCCACGCUCUCUGAUCGCAACCUCCAUCUUCUUCACCACCGCUCUUCUCACAGCCAACUUUGCAACCGGUACUUCCAGUAGCAUCAUCCCGGCGUGUCCGGGCGGAGUCCCAUGCUACACUCCCAGCUACCCGACAACUCCUGAGCUGGCCUUCAUCGCCUCCGCCACUGUCCUGUCCUUCCUGACAAACUACGUCCUGGUCCCGCACGUCCUGAGUCGCUCGAAGAAAUCCCGCACGAUUUUCUCCUAUCUCGCGGGUAUCGAGUUCGGGCUUGGUCUGAUCAUCUCUGGAAUGGCCGACCCGGCGAAAGUCCAGCGCUUCUUCGCAUUCUUGACUGAUCUGUCACGAUUCGACCCUUCCCUGGCUCUCAUUAUUCUCUUUGGCAUCGGCCCUUCGCUGAUCAGUUAUCUCAUUGCGAAGCCGGGAAAGAAACAGGAACAGUCGGAAAAUGGAGCCGAAGCGGAGAUCAAGAAGCCGACAUUGGGGGAGACCUGGAGCCUACCCACAGCCACCGUGGCUGACAUCGACUGGCGCUUCGUAGCUGGCGCAAUAGCAUUUGGAGUCGGAUGGGGGCUCAGCGGAGUGUGUCCAGGCCCGGCGGCGUUGAGGGCAGUGCUGCAGCCUAUCUGGGGUUCUCUGUGGAUGGGUGGCUAUAUGCUGGGAAGCCUCCUAUAAGAGGAAAUGGACUUGUUCGGGAUACUUCUCCCAUUCAACUCUGCGCCUUUGAACAGAAACGGCGCCCGAGGCAGAGCUCAACUUCACCAUAAUGUUGUAUACAAUAACGACUACUAAUAUCUAUAAUGAUUACCCGUUACCUAACGCCUUCUAUGCAUAUCAAGCUGGAAAGACCA
Paecilomyces variotii is the source of this 1336-nucleotide messenger RNA. RefSeq lists its product as hypothetical. The record is from RefSeq and is a predicted model, not a curated record. The transcript has 2 exons. Gene Ontology annotation, cellular component: plasma membrane. NCBI's taxonomy places the organism in Eukaryota, Fungi, Ascomycota, Eurotiomycetes, Eurotiales, Thermoascaceae. Bases 141 to 1160 code for a protein of 339 amino acids.